Linum trigynum is the source of this 2016-nucleotide messenger RNA. The record is from the annotation of a GenBank genome assembly. Lineage: Eukaryota; Viridiplantae; Streptophyta; Magnoliopsida; Malpighiales; Linaceae.
CUUAAUUGGAUCCUAAUUUGGAUUCCGGCCAGCCACCACGGCGCCAGCUUUUUAUUAUUAAUUAAUUACUCCGCGCUUUCCUAUUCUCCAACAGACAGACAGUAUAUCUCCGAGAAAGCCUGUGGCGGGUGCGACUCCCUUUCUCUCUCUGCAGCGGUGCUUCGCUAAGGUUCUCUCUGUGGCGUUUUAGGGUUAGGGUUCUUAUUCCGCUCCCUCCCGCGCUCCUCUACCUCAAUCCUCCGCCGCAAAAAAUCCCCCUCUUCCUCCUAAUUUCACGAUGAUGCCACAGCAGGGAGCCGGCGGAAUCCCCCCUCAGCAAGCGAUGCCACCGCAGCAGUACCAGCAGCAGCCGCCGUACAUGAUGAUGAUGCCUCAGGCGCCGCCAUCGCAGCCUCCGCAGGCAGCUAUGUGGAACGGCCAGCAGGCUCAGCUGCCUCAGCAGCAACAGGUCCCGCAGGGCGGCGGCGGUAGUGACGAGGUUCGAACUUUGUGGAUCGGCGACUUGCAGUACUGGAUGGACGAGAACUAUCUGCACUCCUGCUUCUCUCACACUGGCGAGGUUGCUUCAGUGAAAGUGAUACGCAAUAAGCAGACCAAUCAGGCGGAAGGGUACGGGUUUAUGGAGCUCAACAGCCAUGCUGCCGCAGAGAGGAUACUGCAGACCUUCAACGGCACACCUAUGCCGAACGGUGAGCAGAACUUCAGGCUGAAUUGGGCAUCGUAUGGUACUGGCGAGAAGCGUGACGAUGGUCCAGAGUACACCAUAUUUGUCGGGGACUUGGCAGCCGAUGUUACUGAUUACAUGCUCCAGGAAACUUUCAGCGUCCGCUAUCCGUCUGUGAAGGGUGCUAAAGUUGUGAUUGACCGAACAACUAUGCGGACUAAGGGUUACGGAUUUGUUCGGUUUACUGAUGAAGGUGAACAAAUGCGUGCAAUGACUGAGAUGAAUGGAGUGUUCUGCUCCACAAGGCCUAUGCGGGUUGGGGUAGCAUCUAACAAGAAGACCAUGGCUCCACGAGCUUCAUUUCAGAAUUCCACCCAAAGGGAUAGCGAGAAUGACCCGAAUAAUACAACUAUUUUUGUUGGCAAUUUGGACUCCAAUGUCACGGAUGACCAUUUGAGAGAACUGUUCGGCCAAUAUGGCCAAUUGGUGCAUGUAAAGAUACCAGCGGGCAAAAGAUGUGGAUUUGUUCAGUAUGCCAAUAGGAGUUGUGCAGAGGAAGCCUUAAAUAGGUUAAACGGGGCUGAACUGAGUGGACAAAGUAUUCGACUUUCAUGGGGCCGUAAUUCUUCCAACAAACAGCAGUCUGAGGCCAGCAAUCAGUGGAAUGGUGGUGGUGCUGCCGACCAAGCUGCUGGAUAUUACGGCUAUGCACAGGGGUAUGAGAACUACGGUUACGCGCAACCUCCACCUCCCCAGGACCCAAGCAUGUACUAUGGAGGAGGAUACCCAGGCUAUGCCAAUUACCAACAGCAGCCACCCCAGCAGCAGCAAGUGGGUUAUAGCCAUAGGACCUGAAAGGUCUUGGCCAUUUUUGCGACUUGCGAUGUAGUGAAAGCCUAUGUGAACUAAUGCGACUCUGGGGCAGUGACUCUAUAUGCCCUACCAGCAGCUCUUUGUGAGGGAGGAACCAAAUUUCUGGGGCCUUUGUGAUAAAAACUUAUUUGCUGAUAUCUUUAUGAAACUAGCACUCAGUUAUGUUUGAUCUAUAUAUAUCAGUUUGUUUUCUAUGUGUUCUAAUGUAUGGGAUGGAAUGCUCUUUCUUGUCUGCUUGUUUGAUCGAUGCGGAGAUCUUCGUAGUACGCCAAACGCCAGAUGGAUCUUCUUAGGGUUCUUGUUCCGGUUGACAAAUCAUCUGUAUCCUUUGAUUUCAACCACUACCACACUUAGGAAAUAGGGCAAAGCGAAGAGACUGACCGUUUGACGAGAAAAUUGAGAUUAGGAUGGAAAUGUAAAACUCUACUCGCAUAUAUGAAAACCUUGGUUAAGAAGGCUAAGAAACAUCUGACAAUUUU